AUGCCUCCAAAGCGCAAGAGAGCUGAACCGACCGUCGCCUCGACAUCUACACGCUCGACACGAAGUAGCACUCGGAAAGCGGGUACCACUAGCGCCACCCAGAUCUCCAAUGCAGCCGAGGCAAAUUCGCAAGAUCUAGACCCAGAGCCUCCGGUGAAGAAACCUCGAGCCAAGGCCGCAACAUCUAAGGCCGCAACAACCAAGACGAAAGCAGCUCCAAAAGUCAAGGGGAAGACCGCAGAGGCAAACGUAAGUGAAGACCUGCCAUCCGUAAAUGGCACGGCGACGCCUAAGUCGACUUUGUCUGGUUCCAUUGCAGCAAACGAGUACAGUCCAGCCCUAGCGCUUGCAACCUUCGGAAAGUACGCGGAUGAAGACAGUCCCGAAGUUAUCGGACCAGAGGGCUUUUCGCGCCUAUGUGAAGACGCCGACGCAUCCUUGGAGGGGCCUCUGCCAUUGAUCAUUGCAUGGCUCAUGGAUGCGGGAGAAAUGGCAAAGAUAACAAAGGAGGAGUGGACGAAGGGCACCUCGAAGCUACAAAUUGCUUCAAUAUCCCAACUUGCUGUCGCGGCUUCGGACCUUGACAAGCUCUUGAUACAAAAUCUACCUCCAUUGAAGAAAUCAGCCACUGCUAGCCCUUCUAAAAGGAACCUCACAGAUGAACCUUAUGACCGGACUGCAUACUGGAAUCAUGCCGCAGACUCUAAGGCUGCUUUCAAGAGUCUCUAUUCCUACUGCUUCACACUUGCCAAAUCUAGUCCGGCAAGUCGUAGCAUCGAAAAGGAUACUGCGACUGCAUUUUGGACGGUUCUCCUAGCACCUCAAUAUCCUAUAGUGACUGACAUUGUCGAAUUUGUUAACGAGAAACCAAAUUAUAAGGGCAUAAACAAGGAUGUCUGGAGCAUGAUCCUUGACUUCUGCCAUACCGUCAAACCGGACCUCUCUGGGUACGAAGCCGAUGGGGCAUGGCCGUCAAUGCUCGACGAAUUCGUCCAAUGGAAGAAGGAGAAAUCGGCGUAA
This is a messenger RNA of Pleurotus ostreatus (oyster mushroom), 1020 nucleotides long. RefSeq lists its product as uncharacterized. Gene Ontology annotation, biological process: positive regulation of ubiquitin-protein transferase activity; protein neddylation. The record is from RefSeq and is a predicted model, not a curated record. Gene Ontology annotation, cellular component: ubiquitin ligase complex. Lineage: Eukaryota; Fungi; Basidiomycota; Agaricomycetes; Agaricales; Pleurotaceae. Bases 1 to 1020 code for a protein of 339 amino acids. The transcript is spliced from 13 exons. Gene Ontology annotation, molecular function: ubiquitin conjugating enzyme binding; ubiquitin-like protein binding; cullin family protein binding.